UUGUUUUAUCUACAUCAGAACGGCCAUUUUUUUCAGGUACAUUUCCCGCCAACAAGCCGUAAGCCGUCUUAUAUUCGGAGGCGUCGCGAUACAACGUAUGUAUGCAAAGUGUACAUCAUCGGCGGCAACAUGUAUGUCAAAGUGAGGUCAAUGGAUGGGAAAAAGGAGGCAAUUAUAAUGAUCUCCAAGCUCACUAUGGUAGAGGAUUUAAAGCGUCAGAUUGAAAAAGAACUGCAUAUUGAGAUAGAUAUGCAGAGGUUAUUUUUUCGUGGCAAGCAAUUAGAAAAUGGUUACAAGCUCUAUGAUUAUAACAUUAAUUUGAAUGACGUCAUACAGCUUAUGAUAAAGAUAAAGAUAGAUAAUACACAGAACAAAGCUACCUCUAGUAAUGAUAGCGAUAUAAAAAAGAAGAGGAAGAUAAGUGAAAACAAAGAAGAAGAAUUAGUAGAAGCAGAGAGUUUAUAUUAUAAAGUUGGGGAUGCGAUAGACUGCCUCGAUCAAAUACAUGGUGCCUGGUUUGAAGCUAUUAUACAAAAAAUUUUACAAAAGGGAGAGGAAAUAAUUUAUAAUGUACUGUGGGAGUUUGACGACAAAGCUUUCCCUUUUAAUGUACCUGAAACAUGUAUACGACCACGCGUUAGACAUCUUAUACCUUUUGAUGAAUUAUCUGUUGGUCAAAAGGUAAUGAUCAAUUAUAAUGUGGAUGAGCCUAAACAAGUUGGACUGUGGUAUGACUUUACAAUAUCCAAGAUAGAGAAAAAAAGAAAAUUGCAAGAAUUGACUGGAAUGUUGCACAUGGGCAGCGAUCAUCAACUUGAAAUUCAAAAAGUUAAUCCCAAAGGAGAAAUAUAUGCUAUUGAAGCAAUCAAGUUAUUGACUGAGAGAACCGCAGAAGAUGAAAGAUUUAUGAUUAGUAAUGGCAAACGCAGACGUAUCGCUGCUACCUGCACGACAUGCAUGGACAACCCACGUAAGAAGUGUCAAGAGUGUGGUUGUAAAGUAUGCGCUGGCAAGCAAGAUGAACAUAAUCUUUUACUUUGCGACGAAUGCAAUUAUGCAUAUCAUUUAGGAUGUCUGAAUCCACCGCUCGCGACAAUUCCAGACGAUGAUUAUUGGUAUUGUCCCGAAUGCAAAAAUGAUGAAAACGAAAUUGUUAAGGCAGGAGAUAAAUUGAAAGAGUCAAAGAAAAAGCCCAUUAUCCAAGACACUAAGGAACCAAAAAGGGAUUGGGGGAAAGGAAUGGCUUGCGUUGGUAGAACAAAGGUAUGCAGUAUUGUCCCUUCGAAUCAUCGUGGUCCAGUUCCAGGUAUAGAGGUUGGCAUGUGUUGGAUAUUUAGAGUGCAGGUCUCGGAAGUAGGAGUACACAGACCACACAUAGCUGGCAUUCAUGGACGAGAAACGGACUGCGCGUACUCUAUCGUUUUAUCGGGCGGUUACGAGGACGACAUUGACAAUGGUGACGAAUUUCUAUACACUGGCUCUGGUGGCAGAGAUUUAUCAGGUAACAAAAGAACUGCUGGACAAAGUAGUGACCAGACAUUAACCAGAAUGAAUAAAGCGUUGGCGAUAAAUUGUAACGCUAAAUUAAACGCGAAAGACGGCGCAACGGCCGAGAAUUGGAGAGGAGGGAUACCGGUCCGAGUCGUACGCAAUUUUAAAUUAAGGAAAUAUAGUAAAUAUGCGCCGCAGGAAGGUAACAGAUACGACGGUAUAUAUAAAGUAGUAAAGUAUUAUCCGGACACAGGUAAAAGUGGCUUUCGUGUUUGGAGAUAUGUAUUAAGGAGGGAUGAUCCUUCUCCUGCGCCUUGGACUAAAGAAGGCAAGACGAGAAUCGCUUCGCUCGGUUUAAAGCCGAUAUAUCCCGAUGGAUAUCUCGAAGCUAUGAAGAAAAGCAAUGUAACAAAUGCUAAGAAACGAUCUGCUCUCAGCAGUGAAGAAGAUACUAUGGUCUUGAAAAGAAAUAAGAGUCCACCUAAAAAAAAGCUUAAGCGGGAGAUCUAUGAUUUGGAGGACGAAUUGAAGAAUUUUAUAGAAAAUGACAAACUAAAUGUUAAAUUGUGGGCUGAAUGCACCGCAGCAUUACCUGAUGGAAAAACCACUUUCCUGCAAUUUAUUUCAGAUAGAUUCGCGUGCGCUUGUUGCCUCGAAAUAGUUUAUAAUCCUGUAACGACUCCCUGUGCACACAAUAUCUGCUUAAAGUGUUUAAAACGAAGCUUUUUUUCUGAGGUGUAUUCCUGUCCCUCGUGUCGAUAUGAUCUAGGUAAAACUUAUAAAAUGGAGAUCAAUCAGUCAUUGGCAUCUGCAUUAUUAUUGAUUUAUCCUGGUUACGACAGCGGGAGAUAGUGAAUUUUUUCGUACAAUAAUAUGCGAGUUGCUGAAUGUUGUUUAUUUAAUUUCAAAACAAAUUGUGUAAAUUAUAGAAGCCAGUGGCUAUUCAUUUGUGUUUUCGAAUUGACAGUUCAGACACAUAAAAAUUAUAUGUUAGAUAAAAAUCCUUCAUAUUGAAUUUAUUAUGGUAUCAUGUAUAGUAUAGCUAUGACAUAGCUUUUUGUGGCACAAAUUAAUCUUUGAAACAGGGACUAUAAAUACAAUGAUUAUUCGUAUAUCAGCAGAAUAAAUAUUUUAUAGAAAUAAAAAAAGAGAGAAUAAGUAAUAUUUCUGUUUAUAUUAUAAAUUUAUAUGCAGAAACUGAUAUGCCUUAUUCUAAUGAAGUCUGAAAAUUAAACCUUUAUAUUUUAUUAUAAUUGAUAAGUGACAUUGUUGCUUAAGUAUAUGUUAAUAUGUAUACGUACAAUAUAGAUCUUUUGAUUGACUGAUCAAUGAUGUUAUUUAGCAGAUGAUUAGUAUUCUAGAGCAAGGGAAGAAUUUGAAUCUUCUAAUAAGAAACUUUUCAAAUACAUUUUAUGUAUUGCCUAGACUAUUAUAUCCAGGUCAUUGUGUGGAUUGUUAUUUAUUUAUUAUAGUAGAAUAAUCUUAGAAAUGAUAAACAGUAAUGAAUUUCCUGCAUUGAAUUUAUGUAUCUUGCUUUUCCUGGAUACUUUUAUCAAGUGAUGGUACUACUUCACUGAUCCAUUUCAGAUAAUCGCCAUUCCCAUUUUGUAUCUGCAAUAGAAAAAAACAUUUAUAAACUUUUAAUAUAUUUUAUACAUUUAA
Formica exsecta is the source of this 3153-nucleotide messenger RNA. RefSeq names its product E3 ubiquitin-protein ligase UHRF1-like. The transcript is spliced from 8 exons. NCBI's taxonomy places the organism in Eukaryota, Metazoa, Arthropoda, Insecta, Hymenoptera, Formicidae. The record is from RefSeq and is a predicted model, not a curated record. Bases 130 to 2343 code for a protein of 737 amino acids. Gene Ontology annotation, molecular function: ubiquitin protein ligase activity; protein binding. Gene Ontology annotation, biological process: protein ubiquitination; negative regulation of gene expression via chromosomal CpG island methylation.